AAGCCCAUCGAGGUUACAUUCAGAAGAUAAGCAGAAAGUUUCCAUCAGGCGAGGUUACAGUCGACGGCGGUGUAAAUAUGAGUUACAAGCCGAUCGCCCCCGCACCCACCGGCUCCAACCACACGCCACCAGGAUCAUGUGGCUCAUCUCCAUCACUGGCCUCCUCUUCUAACUUUAGACCAGCAUUUAGUGACUUUGGUCCACCAUCAAUGGGCUUUGUACAACCUGUUAAAGUUUCCCAGGGAUCUACCUAUAGUGAGCUGCUCUCCGUCAUUGAAGAGAUGAGCCGUGAAAUUCGUCCUACCUAUGCUGGCAGCAAAAGUGCCAUGGAGAGGCUGAAGAGAGGUAUCAUCCACGCACGUGCUCUUGUCAGGGAGUGUCUAGCAGAGACAGAGCGAAGUGCUCGCACAUAACAUCCACACACACGCACACACUUUCCCUCUGGUACUUGCCUCCCCAUUGUUCUAUUUCUCAUAAACAUGCUCCUUCUCUUUGCCAAGCUAUUUACAACACCACAUCUUUCUAUCUUUCUUAUUGACCUUUGUCCAUCAUUCAUAGCUAUCUCCCCGAUGUGCACCUCAUGUAGUGAUAAGUCCAUCAGCAUAGAAAUUUUUUAAGCCCAAUUUUUGCAAUUCUGUAUUUAAAUAAAAAAACAAAACAAACAAA
Molecule: messenger RNA, 666 nt
Organism: Carassius carassius (crucian carp)
Lineage: Eukaryota; Metazoa; Chordata; Actinopteri; Cypriniformes; Cyprinidae
Product: cyclin-dependent kinase 2-associated protein 2-like
Exons: 4
Coding region: 78-413 (111 amino acids)
Biological process (GO): negative regulation of G1/S transition of mitotic cell cycle; regulation of microtubule cytoskeleton organization
Cellular component (GO): microtubule; nucleus; cytoplasm
Source: RefSeq, a predicted model, not a curated record